CUGGGAGCGGUAAACGCGCUAUUGAAUUGAAUGAACGACGGUGACGCAAAAGCUUCACGAGCGAACCAGAUUAGACAGACUCUGGCUUGUCAUUGUUAGCUGUUCCUGUCACCCUUACCGGGGUCGUUUGUCCAUUUCAGCUUAAAAAAGUUAUUCGCAGUCAUUGUGUGCCGUGUACGUGCAUGGGCGUAAAGUGCAGAAGAGAAAACGGGAGGCAUGUGAAGUUACUGUCUGACUCUCACCAGAGAUGAAGAAUUCAGUGGAAGAUGAGUGUGCUGAUUCAGGAGCGGAGACCGGAGGCUGUGAACGAUGAAAAGAUGCAUCCUGGUUUGUUUAUAGGUCUGACUACAGUCUUAUGUCAUCAGCAAGCAGUGAUUUGUCCAUGGGGGACCUACAAGACCCUUUCCUAGUUUCUAUCCACAUCAUCACUGACCCCGGUCAGGCCAAAACGCUCCAGCAAGCAGCUGAUCAGGUCCUUUCCUGGCUCCACCCGGAACUUACCCUCUUCAGGGUGUCAGAACGGGCAGGCGGUCUCUCUCGAAAGCCCAAGGCCCACCUACAGCGCGUCACUGAACCGCCAUCACACCAGCCAUCCUUGGCCGUCAUCCUAUUUCUACAGGAUGAAUACGGAGGUGAAGAGAGUCUUAAACGUCUCCACUGUCAGCUGAGAUGCCCACCGUGGCGAUACCACCACACAGAGCGUGUGAACGGACGAGGGCUGUUGCCCCUUUCACCAGCCAGCCAGGACUUUGUUACACUGGCACCAGGCACACCGCUAUGGGCACUUCGCCAGGUCCACUAUGGCAAAGAGAUUGUGCGUUUUACGGUCUACUGUCGCUACGAGACCUACACUGAACAGGUGCGUCUGUACAGGCUGCUCCUGCGCCGAAGGCUUGCCCAGAAGAAGGAGGAUUUCUGCUUCUGUGUGGUCUACUCCAACCCUGAGACAGAAAUCCAGUUGUCGUUCAAGCGGGUGCCCCGAGGCCAGAGCCCCACCCCCACUGAAAAUGCUGUGAUGGAGAUUCGAGUGAGGGAUAUCGGUGAACUCGUGCCAUUGCUGCCACGCCCCUGCACGGCCAUCAGUGAUGUCCGCUGGCAAACCAACGAUUAUGAUGGUAACAAAAUAUUGCUACAGGUUCAGGGUUCACGGUAUUACCGCAAACAUACCAUUGCAAAGUUUUAUCACCUUCCACCUGAAGAUCCUCCGGUCACCUCCCUUCCUCCACCAGAGCCGCCCCUUCCUCCUCCUCCUCCUCCUCCACCAUACGGCCGCGGCCCUGCAUCCUACCGGAAUCGGCGCUACCACCGGAACUCCUCGCGUUUGCGGACCCAGACCCUUCCGUCUCCUGUCACACACGCCUCCAGGACGUCUCCACCUACUCUGUGUGAUCAGGAGGGCCGCAUGGAGAAGCUCCAGAGGGAUGUGGAACUCUUUCGGGCUGGAUGGACAGGCCACCGCACACAGUCCCUCUUUUCUCUGCCUACAGAUGAGCCCCGCUCCUUGUGUGCCUCCCCGUCAAGCUUCCGUCCUCGCUGCUUCUCUUCCAUGGCUACUCCAAUUUUCCGUGUCAAUGUCGAUACGCUAGUGGGAGCUGAAGAGACAGAUGUGGACACAGGACAAACCAUCAGCGCCAGCUCUGUGGACCUGUCAGUGGUCUCAGGUUAUUCCCAUCCACAGCUGAGGCCCCAUCUAAAGGCCAAAGCACCACGGCCCAAGUCAGCUCCUCCAACAGAUGGAGGUCUUGACUUUGCUGAACUGACCUAUAAUAACAAAUCCUUCUCUGUAAGACAGACUUCUGUGCCGCUUAGAACACAGAGUGUCUCUGCAAAAUCUACACCUAUAGUACACAAACCACAGCUGAAGAAUGUGUGGGUCUCACAGCCAGAUGCGCUGCAGGACAGCGGACAGCAGAACGGCAAUGGUAUUGCAAACAUAGAUGACUGUAGUCAAGAAGGCACUGCGGAGGAUGAGCAAGAAUUUUACAUCUGACACGUGCAGGACCGUCAUCUCAUUAACAUGUAUGCAGACAUCCUCAUGUCUUUCCAAACCCAUAAUACUUUGGGUCAUCUUCGGAAGACAAAGUAAGAUAUCUUUUAUGAAACCUAAGAAGUUUCUGUCCCUUUCAUUGCAAGUCCAGGAGACUAAAACUUAUUUAAAAUGAUAAUUGAACAGUUUAAUCCAAAACUUUUGAAAAUAUACAAUCACUUUAUAUGAACAGAUUAAAUUUAAGCUUUUGUCCUAGUGGAGAGAGAUUUAUUAUGACAAAUAAAUGACAGAAUUUUGGGGUAAACUAACCCUUGUAAAAGCUUUGAUGUUGUAGCAAAUGUGUUUUAUUAUCAACAUGCGAUGCUUAAUGUGCAUUCAUGAUGAAUUACUUUACUUGUUGUAUGCGGUUAUAUUCUGUAAUGUUUCAUAAUAGUUUUAUAAUAACAAAAGAUCAAUUGCUGAUGUCAGAAAACUCAAAAUGAAUGUAACUCUACCACCUAGUGGUUGAACAUUGCAACUACACAGGUGCUAGACACUUGUAUUAUGCCACAUCACAACUUUAUUAGAGAAAAAAUAUUUACUUCUCUACAAUUUGUAGAUUUUCACUAUUUGUUAUGUAUAAGAGUUUAGGAAAAUUGUUUUGUGUCUGGCCUGAGUUUACAUUAUCACAUAUUUUAAAUUAUAUGUACAUACUUUGUUUUAAAUAUCAGUGACCAAGAUUUUAUUAGAAUGACUUCUGUGCAAAAUACCAAUGAUUAUGUGGAUAGACAAGAAAAUAAUCAAGGAAUUCAUUAAUGUUUGCAUUUACAAAUAUAAUGUAAUGAUGUUAUUUUUCAGUUCAUGGUGUGAAUUACUUUCUAUUGAUGUGAUGUAAUAAAACCGAAUAAUUAUUAUGUUUAUUAUAAGGCUUAGCAGCUGUUUCUAGUAGAGAAAAAAUUGAAAAUAAAUUGUGGGAAGUUCUUCUCAUA
Messenger RNA from Pimephales promelas (fathead minnow), 2955 nucleotides. Lineage: Eukaryota; Metazoa; Chordata; Actinopteri; Cypriniformes; Leuciscidae. The record is from RefSeq and is a predicted model, not a curated record.